UGAUAGACCUAGAUAAUAACUUAUAAGUAGUCUAGUGGACCAAAAGAGUACUUUCAAGUAUAGUAAGGUAUCAAUGCCAACGAAAGUGAACAAAUGCACCUGAAAGAGCUCUCAGACAAAGGUAGAAAAGAUACGGCGUCGUGUGGCUGAUUAAGUGAAGUUGGUAGCCUAAUGCCGACUGUAUUCAUUGUUGUCGCUGGGCGAAUAGGGACAAGAUAAAAAAUGUCUUCAGAGGAUGAUGAUGGAUGUGUGAUUCGGGUAAGAGGUCUGCCAUGGUCGACAACUGCAGAAGAAGUUUACAAGUUUUUUGAAGGUGCAAAUAUCCAAGGUGGAGAAGAUGGUGUCCACUUUACAUUCUCUAGAGAAGGAAGACCAAGUGGAGAAGCUUUUAUUGAAUUUGAAACUCCGGAUGAUGUAGAAGUGGCUAUGGGAAAGCAUAAUGCUCACAUGGGUACAAGAUAUCUUGAAGUGUUCCGAUCAAAGCGAAGUGAAAUGGAAUGGGUUAUAAAAAGAGCUGGACCAAAUCAGCACGAAAGUUUAAAUGAAGCAUGCGUUCGGUUACGUGGGCUACCUUUUGGUUGCUCGAAAGAAGAAAUUGCUCAGUUUUUCACAGGGUUGGAGAUUGUACCUAAUGGGAUAAUGCUACCUGAGGAUCGACAGGGGCGCAGCACGGGGGAGGCCUAUGUCCAGUUUUCAAACCAAUCCAUAGCGGAAAAGGCACUGGGGAAACACAAGGAAAGAAUAGGGCACAGAUACAUUGAAAUCUUCAAAAGCAGUCUGAGCGAAGCUCAUUCUGCAAUUGGUAACCGAAACAUCCGACCUUUAAUGGGAAGUUCUAUGGGUCGACCUAGUCCCUAUGACAGAAAUGACAGAUACGGAAUGGGUGGAGGUGGUGGAGGAAUGGGUAUGGGAAUGAGUGGUAAUUUUGGUCGUGGACGAGGAGGACGUCAGAUCAAAGGAUUUUAUGAUGAUGAUUUUGAUGAUUAUAAUAGUGGAGGGUAUGGAAGUGGAAUGGGCGGGGGAUUUGGCAGCAGUGGGGGUGGUAUGAACAGAAGAGGGGGAAUGAGAGGACGUGGUGGUAUGAAUCGUAUGGGUGGUGGAGGCGGUAGUGGUGGUGGAGGUUCAAUGAACAGAAUGCCAGGAGCCCAGCCAGGUAGCCAGUACCAGAGUAAAACUGGUCAUUCAGUCCAUAUGAGAGGUUUACCCUUCCAAGCUCUUCAAUCCGAUAUUCAAGAUUUUUUCACACCAUUGAGACUUGUUAAAGUUGAGUUUGAAUAUGGACCCAAUAAUCGUCCAACAGGAGAAGCUAAUGUAGAUUUUGAAACGCAUCCAGAUGCUGUUGAAGCCAUGAAGAAACACAAAAGUAACAUGCAACACCGAUAUAUUGAGUUGUUCCUCAAUUCUACACCUGGUGAUAAUUACAGUGGGGGAGAUAACUACAGUAGCAGUAUGGGAGGAAUGGGAAAUGGUGCUAGUAAUAAUUUAAGUAUGGGGGGAGGUAAUAGUAUGGGGGGCGGCGGUAAUAUGGGAGGUGGAUCAUAUGGUGGACCAGGAGGUAACUUUAAUACAGGUGGAGGAUAUGGAGGUGGAGGAGGAGGAGGUAUGAAUGCUUACAGUGGUGGAUACAACUAAUUUAGAAGAAAAGAAGCAACUGAUCUUCAAGAAAAAUCUAUUCUCGUGCUUUUCUUAUGAUUUUUUUAAAUAUUUUCUGUAUCCCAAGAUAGGGUCAAUAGAUGUUGUUUAAUUGUGGAAACAGAACUUUAUUUUAUUAAUCUCAGAAAAUAAUAUGUAAUGUCUAUUUUAUAUAUUGAUGUCUAGUUCAUAUUUAUAAUUUGACAUUCACAGAAUACUAAUGGGACUAAAAAAUCCUCAACUUUUUCUUGUUUUUAUUUCAAAGAUUCAUCGCAAUCUGUGGGCAGUUGGAAAACAUAUUUGUUUUAUAACAUGUAUAUAAAGGGGUUCAUUGUUAAAAGUUCAUAUGUAAGGAAACAGUUCUUGGUGUACCUUUAUUCAUUGUCAUAAGAUAAUUUAUUUAAUGUCUUGACAAGAUCCAGAUUUUAAAAAAUUCCUGAAGAUUAAGUCACAACUUACAGAUUUAUCAUUGUGUAUAGUGUAUGUUUUCAUAACAGAAAAAUAAACUGCUUUUGCUGCUAUUAGUAUCAUUUCAUUUAUCAUUGUAUGCUUUCAAUAGAUAAAAAUUAUUUUCUGAAAGUCAAA
This is a messenger RNA of Patella vulgata (common limpet), 2217 nucleotides long. RefSeq names its product heterogeneous nuclear ribonucleoprotein H2. The record is from RefSeq and is a predicted model, not a curated record. Gene Ontology annotation, molecular function: RNA binding. Lineage: Eukaryota; Metazoa; Mollusca; Gastropoda; Patellidae. Gene Ontology annotation, cellular component: ribonucleoprotein complex; nucleoplasm. The transcript is spliced from 10 exons. The coding region runs from base 223 to 1632 and encodes 469 amino acids. Gene Ontology annotation, biological process: regulation of RNA splicing.